Messenger RNA from Exophiala aquamarina CBS 119918, 207 nucleotides. RefSeq names its product murein transglycosylase. The record is from RefSeq and is a predicted model, not a curated record. Gene Ontology annotation, molecular function: hydrolase activity, hydrolyzing O-glycosyl compounds. Gene Ontology annotation, biological process: carbohydrate metabolic process. Lineage: Eukaryota; Fungi; Ascomycota; Eurotiomycetes; Chaetothyriales; Herpotrichiellaceae. The coding region runs from base 1 to 207 and encodes 68 amino acids. The transcript has a single exon.
AUGACUUCCUCUGAGGUCAAUCCCAUUAUCCCAGGGUUUGCUCCAGACCCGUCGGUGGUGUUGAUCAACGACACGUUUUUCCUGGUCAUUUCGACGUUUCCUAUCUUUCCUGGGUUGCCCAUCUAUGCGUCCAAAGAUUUAGUGACCUGGAAACAAAUUGGUGAGUGUGUUGGUGUUGUAUCACAACGAGACCGUGAUAGUUACUGA